Molecule: messenger RNA, 973 nt
Organism: Mauremys reevesii (Reeves's turtle)
Lineage: Eukaryota; Metazoa; Chordata; Testudines; Geoemydidae
Product: immunoglobulin superfamily member 1-like
Exons: 5
Coding region: 114-719 (201 amino acids)
Source: RefSeq, a predicted model, not a curated record
GGCUGCAGCCCCCGGCGCAGUUCCUCAUUCCCCUCGCACUCGGGCCUCAGGCUCGGUGGAGCUGAGCACUGGGGUGUUGGUGGCAGCACUGAGGGGCCCUCCACUGCCCCAUCAUGGCAUCCGCUCUGACCGUCCUCCUCCUCGGCUGCUGGCUGGCCGGGCACAGCGGGGUGUGGGGACAGCCCAGCUACCCCAAACCCAACAUCUCCCUGCUGAGCCCCAGCGGGGGGGUCUCCCUGGGGGGAGCCUUGACCAUCCUUUGUUGCGGCCAGCACGAGGGCCUGCAGUUCGUGCUGAAUAAAGAGGGACGCACUGUCCAAUGGGUGAAUUCGGACUAUCUCGCUCUGUUUACCAUCAACAACGUGCGCCAGGAGCACAGUGGGAUCUACAGCUGCUCCUAUCACAACCAAUCGCAGCCGUCUGCCGUGUCGUACCCCAGUGACCCCAUGGAGCUGGUGGUGAGAGAUUUCACCAACGCCAACAUCACCCGCCUGGUGCUGGGCGCCAUGGUCCUGCUCAUCCUGGGGCUGAUCCUGGCUGAGGCCUACUACAGCCGUCCGAGGGGGGGUGCCCUAGGAGCCUGGAUCCGGCCGUGUGGAGAAGAGAAUCUCCCCAGGGAACAAGCUGCUUCCCCUCAGGGCGCUGAGACACCGGCACACCCCCCCCUGCUCCCUAACACCCCUGCCCCGGAGAAUCCCCCCCAAGAGCUCCCAAUCUGACAGCGGCACCUCAGGAUCGAACCCCCGCUGACCUGUGUGACCUUGUGUGACUGAAGUGGGGGAUUUUCUUGUUUUUCCCUUGGUUUCCCAAUGGUUUGCAUGCAGAGGGGGUGGGACUCAGUGUUACUCAUUUAACAAGGGGAGGGGAGAGGGAGUUUUGUUGUUGCAGAGAACCAGCGAGGGAACUUGGGACCCCAGCCAAUGGCCUGGAGGAUGGAGACCCCAGCGACUGGUGACCUGGUGACCCGGAGGCC